GUUAUGGCCACAUCUACCCUGUCACCAAGCCUGGCAAGUACCUGUGCAUGCUCUAUGCCCUCUUUGGGAUCCCCCUGAUGUUCCUGGUUCUCACGGACAUAGGGGACAUCCUGGCAACCAUCCUGUCCAAGUCCUACAAUCAGUUCCGAAAACUCCCUUUCUUCCCUCGCGCCCCCUCUGAGUGGUGCUCUGGACUGCGCUGCAGGAGGAAGCCCAUCGCCAAGCCAGGGGUGGCCUCUGUCCCUCGGAUCGUCAUCAGCGCUGAAGAUCCCCGUGGCCCCAAGUCAGGCAAGUGCCCCUCAGACCCAGGCAGCCACGCAGAGCUGUUGAAGAGUCUUCUCUUCGCACAAGAGAAAGAGAACCUGCUGGCCCUGGCCCCACGGACCAUGGAGAGGAGCAACUCGUGUCCAGAGCUGGAGCUGGGGAGGCUGUCUGCCUCCAUCCUCAGCAACCUGGACGAGGUGGGGUGCCAGGUGGAGAGACUGGAUGUCCCCCUCCCUGUCAUCGCCCUGGUGGUCCUGGCCUACAUCUCCUGUGCUGCCGCCAUCCUCCCCAUCUGGGAGACCAACCUGAACUUCGAGAGCGCCUUCUACUUCUGCUUCAUCACACUGACCACCAUCGGCUUCGGGGACACCAAGUUGGACCACCCGACCUUCUUCCUGUUCUUCUCCCUGUACAUCAUCAUCGGGAUGGAGAUCCUGUGCAUCGCCUUCAAGCUGAUGCAAAACAGG
This is a messenger RNA of Marmota flaviventris (yellow-bellied marmot), 731 nucleotides long. The record is from RefSeq and is a predicted model, not a curated record. Lineage: Eukaryota; Metazoa; Chordata; Mammalia; Rodentia; Sciuridae.